Molecule: messenger RNA, 940 nt
Organism: Tarenaya hassleriana
Lineage: Eukaryota; Viridiplantae; Streptophyta; Magnoliopsida; Brassicales; Cleomaceae
Product: lysine-rich arabinogalactan protein 19-like
Exons: 2
Coding region: 177-716 (179 amino acids)
Source: RefSeq, a predicted model, not a curated record
CUUUGGUUGAGUUCAGUUCAGGUUUGGAACAGGUUGUGAAGUUCUAGAAGCAACCUAACUCUGAAGUCACACAAAACAGAUGAAACCAUUAUCAAAAUCCUGACGCAACAACAACAACAACAAGAGAACCAUCAACCCAUCUCUCUUCACACACCGAUCAUUUCGGUUCCAACCAAAUGGAAACCACCGGUAUGAGGUUGCUGCUUGCACCACCUCUUCUCAUUAUCAUAAUGGUGAUCUCAGCUCUAACAGCAAUCGGCCAAAGGAUGCCAAUCCCCGUACAGCGGCCUCUAUGCACUUCUCAGUACGCGUUGGCUAAUUACGCCUGCUCCCGUCUGCCCAUUCUCCCAAACCCGCCUCUCCCGCCACUGACCCCGCCUCCUGCACCGGUGGACCCACCACCGUCUCCACCGGCCCCACCAUCUCCAGACGACGACGACGACGAUGAGCAUGGGGAGCACCACCACCACCACCACCAUGGGCACAAGCACCGGCAUCACAGCCAUCGCAGGCACAGGAGUCACAGGGUUGAACACAGGGAAUCCUUUGCUGAGGCAGAGUGUUGCAAAUGGUUGAAACAAAUGGACAACGAAUGCGUUUGCGACCUCCUUGUUCACCUGCCGCCUCUUCUGGCCAGGCCUGUUCAUAACUACACAGUCUUCGUGGACGAGUCCUGCAUCGUCACUUUCAUCUGUGGUGGCAGAUUCAUUCGAUGAUCUCCUUGCCUUUUUUCUUUUGUUACUUCCUCCGGGUCUUAUGAAUACGAUGCUUAAUCUUCUCAAUGUUUCAAUAAAGUCGGGGGGCCUUCCACUCUCUGUAUACUGUCCACGUAAUUAGACUGGGGGGAGUCAUAUCUUAUUAUAUAUACAUAUAUAAACCCUAGUUUCGGUGAUGGUAAAUGACCUCAUGUCUAUAUUGUCAAUAUUCUUAAAUAUUGUAA